CAUUUUGUACCUACUGAGGCAAGGCAUGUGUAAACUUAGUGUAAAUAUACAAGUUACCAGUUCAUAUUUACUUAGCAUAGAACGAGAUGAAAAUGUGGGAGCUACUAUUAUCCUGCUUACUUCUGUCACAAGCAGGCGCGAAACCUGUCGACGAAAACAAGGAAGUGAAUGACUGCAACUACACCGCUGAAUUAUUGAAAGAAAAGUUGGACAGACCGUACUUGCUAUCUACCGAUUACAACACUAACACAAUAUACUUUAGCUACACUGUACCAUCGAAAACUGACGAGGGAGUCGAAAAUUUUACAUCCGCGUAUAUUCACCUAAACACUAAGGACUACGGCACCAUUAAUAAUGUUCAGGAUGGCUUCGCUCAGAGUGUUGAUCAGAAAACCGGAGAUGUGUACAUUGGAGGCAGUGACGGAAUCUACAAAUACGACCACAACACUAAAAAUGCUGAACUCCUCGGUGCCAAGGACACUGAUAUUUGGAUGAUAUAUUUCAAGGAAGUUUUAUAUUACUCAGUGUUUCCGUCACAGUUCUUGUAUACAUUGGUAGAUGGAACAUCAACAAGAUUUUCAGAUUUAGAAGAUACGAAAGUGGAUCACAUGGUUAUUGACAAUGAAAACGAUAUUUUCUUCACAAAUGAGACUGGUUUAUUUAGCCAAAAAAAGGGCACAAAAAAUGCUGUAUUCUUUGCCAAUAAUAUUUCAGUAAGGGCUUUGACUACUGAUAUGAAUGGUAAACCAUAUAUUUGCCUGAACAAUGGUGUAUAUUCCAUAAACAAGAAGGAAAUAAAAUUAGAUUUAGUUUUUGAAACAGUUGACGCAUUUGGUCUAACAUUCGACAGUGAAAACAAUUUCGUGUGUUCAGAUGACACCAGCAUAUACAGAAUCAAAGCAGACAAACAUAAGUGCAAUGACGGUCCGUUUUUAUUACAGAGUGUAAAUCUAGGUACAAACUAGAUAGAUAUGUUUAUCAAUAAAGACCUUCAAUUUA
Plutella xylostella (diamondback moth) is the source of this 999-nucleotide messenger RNA. Its product is annotated as ommochrome-binding protein. Gene Ontology annotation, molecular function: protein binding. The record is from RefSeq and is a predicted model, not a curated record. Lineage: Eukaryota; Metazoa; Arthropoda; Insecta; Lepidoptera; Plutellidae.